GCUGGGGCAAUCAAGGAGGAUGGGGUAACCAAGGGGGUUAUGGGGGAUAUGGUGGAGGCUAUGGGGGAUAUGGACCAAAUGACUACUACGGCUACUACGGGGGCUGGGGAGGAUAUGACGGAUACAGUGGAUAUGGCGGAUAUGGGGGAGGAUACGGAGGUUAUCCACCAGGUUAUGACUACAGUAGUUGGUAUGGACAGCAGGGUUCUGAGGGACAGCAAAGUACUCAGGGCAGUGGAGAUCAAAAUUAUGACUAUGCAGCCUGGUAUGCGUCCCAAGGACAACAGCCUCCUCCAGCAACUCAGGAGCAGCAACAGACAGCUCCUCCAGGAGGACCCCCUCCCACCAGUCAGGCAGCAACUGGAGCAGGGUUUGGUAAGGCUCCACCCCCAGCAACCAAACCAGCAGCAGACUCACAGGCAGCAAGCUACCAUCCGUACCAACGAUGAGAUGCAGAUAGAGAUUCGAGAGGUGUUUUAGACUUUUAGCCCUUAAUGGGACCUCCAUUGUGGAGUUUUAGUUAACACUGGUCUCUGGACUAGUUCUUGGCCAUGGAAGCCACAUUCCAAUUUUUUCAAGUAAACAUCUACUUAACAAGUGAAUUUAAUAGGAUUAUGAACCAUACUUUAGACACAAACAAUUAUUGCAGUGUUGCAAAUUACGCAAGAUUCGUUCAGCUCUUUUAUGAACAUUUAAGAUUAUGAAAUAUGAUAAUAGCAAAUCACUGGACUCUGGAAUACAAAAGAUACAAUGGAAAUGGAAUAUUUUCAACAUGGGACAUUGAUAAAGUACUACAAGGUUUGUCACAUUGGAAUUAACAAAUACAACUUCAUAAAAUGUUGGUCAGUCCCUUAAUAUCCUUAUGUUAUGUGUAACCCCAUUUGGGGUCCUUCGAUACAAUAAAUACAAUUAAAUUCAAAUGAAUUUUCAAACUAAAUGAAACCACUUAUAGAGGCUAUAAUUAAUUGGCUUAAGAUUUUAUUUAAUUUCUGUUGUUGCAUUUGGAUCUCAAUUCAAGACUGUAUAUUUGACAUUUUGUAUAUAGAUCAAAUCUCACAUUUCACGAACAUUUAACAAAACUUGUGAAAUUUUAUGUGCUUGGAAAGUUGGCCAAAUAUUUCCUUAAGCUAUUGCAAUGUUCAUGUUAUAUAUGAAAUUCCCAAUUAUGUUAUAGCCCAUUUUUCUACAAAACACUAUGUGAUGUAUGUCUGUACAAAGUUUUAUGGUAUGAAGAUUAUGUAAUAAACUGAUAUAUAGACAGAA
This is a messenger RNA of Owenia fusiformis, 1263 nucleotides long. Lineage: Eukaryota; Metazoa; Annelida; Polychaeta; Sabellida; Oweniidae. The record is from the annotation of a GenBank genome assembly.